GAAAAAUAUCCAUUCUCUGUUAAAAGAAAAAGGAGCGCCGACAAGCCCAAUUGGUAAAGUUCAAAAAAGCAGCCAAGAAACAUGACCAUCCAUGGUGCACCUUAAACAAGUCCAGCAACUUCCAUAAUAAUCUCUGCAAAAAAAGUGACAAACUUUCCCUUUUCCUCUUAUUUCCUGCUCUGAAAAAUCAUCAGAUUCAAGAGUUGAAGCUAACAAAUUAUUUCUACAAGUAGUGAAAACAUAUACAUUCUGUUAGUUAAAUCUUGUACUUGUAAUUAUGCUACUAUUAUCACUAUUAGUAGUAGCAUUUACACUCUAUUCACCAACCCCAUUAGUCCAAUCUCAUUAUAACUGGUCACCUUCUUCCUCUUCCUCAUCGCCCUCUACUUUCCAAUCCGAAUGGCGACCCGCACGCGCCACUUACUACGCGGCGACGGACCCGCGUGACGUUGUCGGUGGCGCGUGUGGUUACGGUGAUUUGGAGAGAACUGGAUAUGGAAAAGCUACAGCUGGGUUAAGCACUGUGCUUUUCGAUAAGGGUCAGAUCUGUGGUGCUUGUUUUGAAGUGAGGUGUGUGGAGGACUUACGUUGGUGCAUUCCUGGUACUUCUAUUAUUGUUACGGCGACGAAUUUUUGUGCUCCAAAUUAUGGGUUUGAGGUAGAUGGAGGUGGUCAUUGUAAUCCUCCUAAUGCCCAUUUUGUGCUGCCCAUUGAAGCUUUCGAAAAGAUUGCUAUUUGGAAAGCUUCUAAUAUGCCCAUUCAAUAUCGCAGAAUAAAGUGCAGAAAGGAAGGUGGAGUUCGAUUCACUAUGGGUGGCGCUGGCAUAUUUUUGUCGGUGCUAGUAAGUAAUGUUGCAGGUGCAGGUGAUAUAGUGGCAGCAAAAAUUAAGGGUUCAAGAACAGGAUGGCUUCCUAUGGGUAGGAAUUGGGGCCAAAACUGGCAUAUUAAUGCAGACUUGAAGAAUCAGCCACUUUCUUUUGAGAUAACGAGUAGUGAUGGGGUCACUUUGACAUCUUACAAUGUAGCUCCUAAGAACUGGAAUUUUGGUCAGACUUUUGAAGGCAAGCAGUUUGGAUCUUAGAACUCUUGCCAAAAUUGUAUCUCAUUCCUCAUCUUCCAUUUGGGAUUGGCCAAGAUUGGCUGGCAAUGUUGGGGCAUUUUUGUUCGAGUUCAUGUUGGACAAGUGACUACCCAAUUUAGAUGUUGCAGAGCAAAGCUGUGCGAUUGUGUUGUAUGUUAUUCUUCUACUAAACCCCUGUGAACUUGAGUGUAAUCAGAGAAAGAAACUUGUCACUUGGAAGGCAUUGUUAUUCCUAUUUUGCAGUAUAUGACUGCUUCUGAAAAUCUUAUUUUUAUUUUCUGGAUA
Messenger RNA from Nicotiana attenuata, 1366 nucleotides. RefSeq names its product expansin-A13-like. The coding region runs from base 278 to 1081 and encodes 267 amino acids. Gene Ontology annotation, cellular component: extracellular region. The transcript is spliced from 2 exons. NCBI's taxonomy places the organism in Eukaryota, Viridiplantae, Streptophyta, Magnoliopsida, Solanales, Solanaceae. The record is from RefSeq and is a predicted model, not a curated record. Gene Ontology annotation, biological process: plant-type cell wall organization.